CGCGCACUCCUCUGCACACACGGGCACACGCGGUGCUUUAGGAUGCACUGGAAAUAAGCGCGCUGCUUCACCUGAGACUGUCGCGUGGACGCGGACACUCCGCGGGGAACAUGUGGAGAUACAGACAGCUGUUCGCCUUCCUGCUGCUUCUGUGCGAGGAGGCGUCUUCCCAGAGCAAGAUCUUUGGGGAGACUGAGCCAGUGCGGAUGACUUCGGAGGGCUCAGACUGCCGCUGCAAGUGCAUCAUGCGCCCUCUGAGCAAGGACGCCUGCCUGCGCCUGCGCAGCGGCAGCGUGCGGGUGGAGGAUUUCUACACAGUAGAGACAGUGAGCGCCGGGUCGGACUGUAAGUGCUCGUGCACGGCCCCGCCGUCCUCCCUCAACCCCUGUGAGAAUGAGUGGAAGAUGGAGAAGCUGAAGAAACAGGCCCCCGAGCUACUAAAGCUCCAAUCUAUGGUGGAUCUCUUGGAGGGAACACUUUACAGCAUGGAUCUAAUGAAGGUCCACUCGUACAUCAACAAGGUGGUGUCUCAAAUGAACAACCUGGAGGAGACAAUCAAGACAAACCUUACGCGAGACAACGACUUUGUUCGAGACAGCAUGAUGAGCCUCACCAACCAGUUUAAGAGAUAUGAGAACUACUCCAACGUUAUGAUGAGCAUCAAGAAGGAGAUCUCCAGCCUCAGCCUGCAGCUGCUACAGAAAGACGCCUCCGAGAGCAGAACACAGGACACCAAUGAUGAGAAAGCAAAAGAUACUUUAAAAGUACCCAACAAAAAGACCUCUGCAGCCAAACUUUUGCCCAAACCACCCAAAGAAAAGGUUGUAAAGCCCAAGAAGGAGGUCAUUAAACCUGGGAAGCCGGCCAAGCCUGACCCAACAGCCAAAGCCAAGGUGGCUGGCCACCAGCCCGGCGUGGUGAGGGGCAUCACCUACUACAAGGCUGCCAAGACCGACGAGGAUGAGCACAGAGAAGACCAUGUCAGAACGAAACCAGUCCAUCACAUCACUGACAACCAGUCAGAGGAUGGAGGAGCUGAAAUGGUCCUUGAAACCACGGAGGCCAACGCAGCAGAACCCACUGUGACCACUGCUGUCCCCAGCACUACUACUACCACCACCACAACUAGCACCACUACUACACCCACCACUACCACCAUACAAAAUACACCAGCAUCUGAUAGACCGGCCCCGACCAUUGUACUGGUGCUGGACAACUCCAACAACAAUAGUCGGCCAAUUCUCCACAGAGCAGGAAAUAUCCUGAACUGUGAAGGGACUCUAGCAUCCAUUGACCAGCCAGAGAAGCAGCACAGUUACGGGCGCAACGAGGGAGCCUGGAUGAAGGAUCCUCUGGCUAAAGACUCCAAAAUCUAUGUCACCAACUAUUACUAUGGCAACAACUUAGUGGAGUUCCGCAACCUGGACAACUUCAAGCAAGGCCGAUGGAGCAACCUCUUCAAACUGCCUUACAACUGGAUAGGCACAGGCCAUGUGGUUUAUAAUGGAGCUUUCUACUACAACAGAGCCUUCACCAAGAAUAUCAUCAAGUAUGAUCUGAGGAUGCGAUAUGUGGCAGCCUGGACACUGCUGCAUGACGUGGUAUACGAGGACACCACCCCCUGGAAAUGGAGGGGCCACUCGGACAUUGACUUUGCUGUUGACGAAAGCGGCCUGUGGGUGAUCUACCCUUCCAUGGACUACGACUACAACCAGCAGGAGAUGAUCGUCAUCAGUAAACUGGAUCCUGGAGACCUGUCGUUGAAAAAAGAGACAACCUGGAGGACCGGUCUCAAGCGGAACUCUUACGGAAACUGCUUCAUCAUCUGUGGUGUCUUGUAUGCCGUCAAUGUGUACAACCAAAAGGAAGGUGAGGUGAACUUUGCGUAUGACACCCACACCAACACUGACGCCAUCCCACGCCUGCCCUUCACCAAUGAGUACUCGUUCACCACCCAGAUUGACUACAACCCCAAGGAGAGGGUUUUGUAUGCCUGGGACAAUGGCCAUCAGCUAAUUUAUCGGGUAAACUUUCUCGACCAGUAAGCUCAGCUGUUGGCGUUCCAGUGUGGCUCCAAAAUAGAAAGAUGCAGCCAUAUUGGACUCAGGAGAUAAGAUGGACCCACACAAGCCUUCCAGCACCAAAGCUCGCCAUUCAAACACCUGACCUCACAGUGUACCAAACAUUCAUUAUGCCUUGAGAUGUGACUGUACUAUAUAUCAAUAGAAUGGGCAGCCAACAGUAAAAACAAUCUCACAGGUUGAGUUAAAGCUUAUCGAACAGGUUUUAAAGAGCAGAGAGACUUCUUUAUAUGUUCAUUCAGGACAUGUUAGCAGGCUGGCUUACUAGCAUAUACAUAGAUGUGUUUUUGUAUACAAUAACUCUUUAAUGUACAUAUGGGCACUUGAGUGAAAUAGCCAUCACCAUGUCAGAACUAACCUAACUCCUAAUAACUCACUACAAUAAUACAAGAUAUGACAUGUCACUUAUAUGUGUGAUUAGGCUUUAUUGGUAAAACACGUUGGUUUAUAAUGGCACAUCUAUAAUAAUCUGCAUGAAUGGGUUAAUGCAUGAAAGCACUGAAACCAUUGACGCUGAUGCGCUAAAGCAAGUGGGCCUUGUUCCCUCUCUUUUGGUAGCUUACUUCUACUAGCAUCUAGUUGGAGGAAGUGUAGAGUAAGAAAUGGGCAUUUACCUUCAGUAUUACCUUCAACCACGUUUACUGCCCUUUGGUUUGAAGUCUCGACUUUUAAGUGGGCUACAUACAUUACAGCUAGUGUUAUUUGGCUCCGCCCCCCAGCAUUUAACUCAACCAAUGAGAUUUGUUCUGCCUCCCGGUAGUUAUCCUCCUAUAAAACUGAACGGUCACCUGUUGUUACACAUGCCUAUCUACUCCAUCCUAACACUGAGCACUUCGUCAGGAAUCUGCUAGUUUUCCGGCCUCAUGGUACCUUCCGUCUCUUUAACAUGUUUUUUAAGGGAUGUAUUAAAUAUAGUCUGAACUCCAAAAACAAAACCAUAUACACAAAUGUCUGAAUAUUUAAUGUAUGUUUACAUGAAUUCGUUUGACAAUAUGAUACCACUUUUCUUUCUAAUUCUAAUGCAUCUUGUUUGUAUGUUGUAUUAAAAUAUGCAAUGUUCAUCCUUUUUAAUAUCAUCAUAGCAUAACCCCUACAUUUGUAACGCGAUCUUGAACCUUUGUUAACGCAGAAGGUGCACAGUGUCACUCUGAACUCGUCAUGUGUUGAUUUUCGCUGGUCAAAUGCAUACACUGCCUUGUAAAAAUAAAGACAGGAAACAACUUGGUUAGGUUAAGGCA
Gasterosteus aculeatus aculeatus (three-spined stickleback) is the source of this 3319-nucleotide messenger RNA. It is a transcript of the gene olfml2a, whose product is annotated as olfactomedin-like 2A. The record is from RefSeq and is a predicted model, not a curated record. Lineage: Eukaryota; Metazoa; Chordata; Actinopteri; Perciformes; Gasterosteidae. Gene Ontology annotation, biological process: signal transduction.